Molecule: messenger RNA, 1833 nt
Organism: Cladophialophora yegresii CBS 114405
Lineage: Eukaryota; Fungi; Ascomycota; Eurotiomycetes; Chaetothyriales; Herpotrichiellaceae
Exons: 7
Coding region: 1-1833 (610 amino acids)
Biological process (GO): DNA-templated transcription; regulation of DNA-templated transcription
Cellular component (GO): nucleus
Molecular function (GO): zinc ion binding; DNA-binding transcription factor activity, RNA polymerase II-specific; DNA binding
Source: RefSeq, a predicted model, not a curated record
AUGCCUCACAGUGAAAGCAGUGGCAACUCAAAAACCAAUUAUCGGUUCAAGCACCUCGCUUGCAAUUCUUGCCGGAAGCGCAAGCUGCGAUGCAACGGCAACCGUCCGCUCUGCAAGACAUGCGAGACCACUGGCAGGCAAUGUGACUGGGAGGAUACUCUUCGGAAAACUGGACCUCGACGAGGUUACGUGAAAUCACUGGAAGCUCGACUCGCUGAGGUCGAGUCUCUGCUUGAAAACCAGAAGUUUACUGGCAGCGAUCAGGGUGAAUCCAGACCUGUUACGGACGAUGAUGAACUCGUCGCAAUUGAGCAUGAUCUCAAUGGAACAUUGUGGGACAGCUGCAUGCCAGAUUACCAGCCUUUCGGAGAAGCGGCGAAAUCUUUGACAGAUGAUGUUAUGCAGCAUUCGACGAGCCCAGAGCAGGAUGCUGAUAUACCGUCUGGCAAGAAUGCCGCUUCCUGGGAACUCUGCGCUGUUGGUCUUCAAGAGCCUUUGCCCAGUCAAGAAGCUAUCGGCGAGCUACACCAAGUGUUCUUCGAGAAGAUCUAUCCCGGAGCGCCCAUCAUCAACAAAGGAAGGUAUCUCGCAGCGAUGAGUUUGCCAGCCACAUCGCGACUCCGACCACCCGUCUGUCUUAGUUACGCGAUUUGGUGCCUCGCUGCAUCUGUUAGCCCGAAUUACAACGCCGUCACAGAGCACUUCUACCAUCGCGCCCGGAAGUACAUUGAUGUUGAUGAAAUAGCUGGUAGAGGCCAUGGCGUUGUUACUCUUGCGCAUAUGCAAGCGAUAGCCUACCUGGCUGCUUACGAGACCCGGAUGCUGUAUUUCCCCCGUGCAUGGUUGAGUGUUGGCAGAGCAGUUCGACUGUGUCAUAUGAUGAAUCUCCACAGGCUGGACGGCGCUGGCUUUGACGUCAAGGAAAUGUUGCCCUCGGCAAUGGACUGGGCUGAGUUGGAGGAGAGGAGACGAGUAUUUUGGGCAGUCUUUGUGCAUGAUCGGUAUCAGAGUCUAGCAUCAGGCUGGCCGUCUGUAAUAGAUGAGCGAGAUAUUGCGACUAACUUGCCCGCGAGUGAACAAGAAUUCGUAACGGGGAAGGCCACUCGACCGUCACUUUCCCUACAAGUUGCCAUGACUCCAGAUGGCAUCAAAAACCUCAAUCUUUUUGCGGCGACAGCCAUGAUAGCAGCUGUCGUUGGUCGAACUUUGACGCAUCUACACCGGAAAGAGAUUGACGAUGGCAGCCUGGAAGAGCCAGACAGUGCGUUUCGGAAACGACACGACUACCUCGACACAGUAUUGCUUAAAACCCUUGAAUAUCUCCCACCUCAGCUCCAGAUUGGCUCGAGCCUUCUCAACCCCUCAGCGGUCCAGUUACACAUCAACAUUCAAGCAAGCACCAUUUGUCUACAUCAGGCUGCAAUCUCUAAAGCCAAGAGCUCACCAGGCAACGGAUUUGAUUUGGUGGAGAGCAGCAUGAGGUGUCUAGGAGCCGCGGAAACGAUGAUGACUAUACUGCGCGUUGUCGAUGCUACUUUCAUGACCAAGGCUGGGCCCUGGUUGCCGUUCUGUCUGUACCUCGCGGCCCGGGUAUUUGUCCAAGAAUUGUCCGAGCCACAUCCCGUCGAUACCAACAAACACUCAGAGUCGCUGGAUUUACUCAUGGGCAUGCUCCGAUCCAUGAAGGCAAGAAUCCCAUACACGGUGACACUGCUCUUGCAGUUGGAGAGGGACAUUUCUUUUUUUGGGACGUCAAAUCCAAUAGGACAUAUCGUCGUCCCCGUCGACGAUAUCACGGAGACACUCGAGCAGGAGAAAAUGGCCCAGGUGUAA